Molecule: messenger RNA, 1727 nt
Organism: Prosopis cineraria
Lineage: Eukaryota; Viridiplantae; Streptophyta; Magnoliopsida; Fabales; Fabaceae
Product: cytochrome P450 76T24-like
Exons: 3
Coding region: 64-1638 (524 amino acids)
Molecular function (GO): heme binding; iron ion binding; monooxygenase activity
Source: RefSeq, a predicted model, not a curated record
GUAAUAUAUCACUUCUUGAUGCCGAGUAGUGUUUAGCCAGAGCAAAAGAGAAAGAAAGAAGCCAUGGACAAUUUCCUAGUCCUCGCUCUAACGUCCAUUCUCUGUGCAUCUUUUCUCAUCUGCAUCGCAUUCAUCAAAGGAGCCUCUAGUAAAUCUCUCGAACGAGCCUCUAUCCUUGAGUUCUCAACUUGUUUCGUUCGAUCAUCAUCGUCUUCUUCAUACAGGCUCCCACCAGGUCCUCGUCCCUACCCAGUUAUUGGAAACAUCCUAGAGCUCGGCUCUGACCCUCUCUUGUCCAUCACGAACCUCUCGAAAUCUUAUGGACCCAUUAUGUUACUCAAGUUAGGCACAAGGACCGCCAUAGUCAUCUCUUCUCCAGAAAUAGCUAGAGAAGCUUUUCACAAACACGAUCUAGACUUCUCUAGUCGAACCUUCCCUGAUAGUGCUCGAGCUCUUGAUCAUCACCAAGUCUCCGUAGCUUGGCUUCCCAUUUCGCCUAAGUGGAGAGCCCUUAGACGAGCUGGUGUUACGAAAGUCUUUUCAACUCUGAAGCUAGAUUCCACCCAGUUUCUACGUCAAAACAAGGUAGAGGACUUAAUCAAUCAUGUUCGUGAAUAUUCCAUUAAAGGUGAGGCUAUAGAUCUCGCUGAGGCUUUCUUUAACACAGUUCUCAAUUUAGUAUCGAAUAUGCUUUUCUCCAUGGAUUUUUCUUGUCAUGGUUCUGAUAAGACUCAGGAGUAUAAGAAGUUGGUGAUUGGGAUCGUAGAUGAAAAUGGGAGGGCUAAUGUUUCUGAUCUGUUUCCCUUUUUGAGUUUUCUGGAUCCACAAGGCGUUCGUGCGAGGUUGAGAGGUUACUAUAAAAAAUUGUAUAAGCUUUUUGAUGAUAUUUUGGAAGAGAGAUUGUGUCUCAGGAGUUCGAACAUGGAGUCCAAAGAUUACAAUGAUGUGUUGGAUUCAUUUCUCAAUCUUAUCCAAGACAAUUCUUCCCAAUUGAGCCGUGGUGAUAUCAUUCAUUUUUUCAUGGAUUUAUUUGUGGCGGGGACAGACACAACAUCGAGCACACUUGAAUGGGCAAUGGCAGAAUUAAUACGAAACCCAGAAAAAAUGAUAAAAGCCAGAAUAGAGCUCCAACAAGUUCUUGGUAACAAAAGUGAUACUUUGAAACUUGAAGAGACUACAGUCUCAAUGUUGCCUUACCUACAAGCAGUACUAAAAGAGACUUUACGCCUACACCCUCCAGCACCAUUUCUAGUACCCCACAAGGCAAUUUGUGAUGUAGAGUUAAGUGGCUUCUUAGUGCCCAAAAACGCACAGCUUUUAGCAAAUGUGUGGGCUAUGGGAAGAGACCCAGGCAUAUGGGAAAACCCUAAUUCAUUUGUCCCUGAAAGGUUUUUGGAAAGUGAGAUUGGCUUUAAGGGUAAUGAUUUUAAGUUUAUUCCAUUUGGUGCUGGAAGGAGGAUAUGUCCUGGAUUGCCCUUGGCUUCUAGAGUACUUGCCUUUAUGUUGGCCUCUCUUAUAUAUCACUUCGAUUGGGAGGUCCCAAAUGGGCUAAAGACAGAGGACAUGGAUAUGAGUCAAACCUAUGGGAUUACGUUGCACAAGGCUCAACCUCUAAGAGCCGUUCCUGUCAAAAUGUAGUUGUUAACUUGUUUCUUUCAUGAAGAAUUAAUGUUUGUAAAAGCAUGUGAUACUCGAAGAAAUAAAUAAUCAUUUGUACUGUUGCUUGA